Sebastes umbrosus (honeycomb rockfish) is the source of this 6562-nucleotide messenger RNA. RefSeq names its product unc-51 like autophagy activating kinase 1 (gene ulk1b). Gene Ontology annotation, cellular component: autophagosome; cytoplasm. The coding region runs from base 571 to 3654 and encodes 1027 amino acids. The transcript has 27 exons. NCBI's taxonomy places the organism in Eukaryota, Metazoa, Chordata, Actinopteri, Perciformes, Sebastidae. Gene Ontology annotation, molecular function: protein serine/threonine kinase activity; ATP binding. The record is from RefSeq and is a predicted model, not a curated record. Gene Ontology annotation, biological process: positive regulation of autophagy; axon extension; protein autophosphorylation.
CAGCUGUAGUUGCUCUGCGCAUGCGCUCUUGUUGCAGAGGCUGGACGCCGUCUGCUCUGCUUUUGUCGGGACCAUCGAUGAUAUACGACUUUCCAUCGAGUGCUUUUCCAAAUUGCAAGACAUUAACAGCACUAUUCACAGUGUUUUUCUGCUUAUAAACACUUGUUAGUGUGUUUUAAAUCACCAGCCAGCGCUUGUUUCAUCGUGUCCUGCUUCAAGAGGACAGAAGUGAGGAUCUCCUGGAUAUAUAAACAAAACGCAGCGAGCUGCUGCUUCUUUUUAAGGUGGCACGACAGAGACAGCUGCAACAACAACACUAACUUAUCAACUCUGCGAUGGAAACCACCGUGCAGCUUUGUUAGAGGAGUUAAAUCUCCCAAAACGUGCAUGCGAACAUGAGAGAAGAGGACAGCUUGUUGUCAGGAAGGCAGCUCAUGGCCAGUGGAAGAGAGGCUGAACAUCUCUGCUGCUGCUGCUGCUGCUGCUGCUGCCUCGACUCCACAGAGGAGAAGGGUGUCCUCAGGCCUCCUGCUCAUUUGUAGUAUAUAAAACCACAUUUUUUGGCACAAAAUGGAAACGGUGGGGAAAUUUGAGUUCAGUCGGAAGGACCUGAUAGGACAUGGUGCAUUUGCAGUCGUCUUCAAAGGCAGAAACAGAGAGAAACACGACUGGGAGGUGGCAGUAAAGUGUAUCAACAAGAAGAACUUGGCCAAAUCCCAGACACUGUUGGGGAAAGAGAUCAAAAUACUCAAAGAGCUGAAACAUGAGAACAUCGUUGCAUUACUGGACUUUCAGGAAACUGCCAGCUCAGUGUACCUGGUAAUGGAGUAUUGCAACGGGGGCGACCUUGCUGACUACUUACACUCCAAAGGCACGCUGAGCGAGGACACUAUUCGGGUUUUCCUGCAGCAGAUUGCGGGAGCCAUGAGGGUCCUACAGGGCAAAGGCAUAAUCCACAGGGACCUCAAGCCCCAGAACAUUCUGCUCUCCUACCCGCCAGGACGCAAGUCGCACUCCAACAACACCUGCAUCAAGAUCGCGGACUUUGGCUUUGCCAGGUACCUUCAGAGCAACAUGAUGGCGGCAACACUCUGUGGGUCCCCUAUGUACAUGGCUCCUGAGGUCAUUAUGUCCCAAAGCUAUGAUGCCAAGGCUGACUUGUGGAGUAUAGGAACCAUAGUGUUUCAGUGCCUGAUUGGGAAGGCUCCUUUUCAGGCUAGCAGUCCCCAGGACCUCCGGCUGUUCUACGAAAAAAACAAGACUCUCAGCCCCAACAUCCCCAGAGAGACUUCAAGCCAUUUGAGGCACCUGCUGCUGGGUCUGCUGCAGCGCAACCACAAGGACCGCAUGGACUUUGAUGAGUUUUUUUGUCAUCCUUUCCUGGAGGCUAGCUCAUCCAUGAAAAAGACAACUCCUACUGUGCCCAUGACCUGCUUCCCAAGCUCUGCAUCAGCCAGCUCUUGUAGCAGCUCCUCCACCUCUCACCUCGCUUCACCACCGCAGUCUCUUGCUGAGGUUCAGCAUUUGCGUGCCAAAGCUCUGACCUCCCCUACCCAGGAGGCCGCUGGUUUUCUCCUCAAGGACUCGUCUGGAGGUGGCGGCAGCAGCAAGAACUCCUCCUCCUGUGACACAGAUGACUUUGUCAUGGUGCCUGCUCACUUCACCACGGGUGAGCUGACAUGUGAGAGUAAAGUGCUGCCGGACAGCCUGAUAAACAGCGGCUCUCUUCUGGCUUCUGCUGGUCUGUGUAGCCAAGUCAAAUCUCCAACACAUUCACCUUCCUGCAGCGGGUCUCCAAGUCCUGUCAGGCCCAGCGAGUUCUCGGGAAGCAACUGUGGUGGUAGCUAUGGAAACCAUGGUCACUCAUUGCCUAUCCCAGUCCCCACCCAGGUCCAGAACUACCAGCGCAUGGAGCAGAACCUCCAUUCUCCCAAACAAGACGGCUCGCCAAGGCUGUCGACACCGGUGCGUCGUUGCAGCAGUGGAAGCUCGAUGGGCUUUGCUCGGCCCGGACCUUCGCCGCCGUACGGGCAGGGAGCGGUCACCACCAAUCGUAGGCUUUCCCUGGGAGGCGCCAGACCUUUCCAGCUCUCCCCUCAAGCUCCUCAGCACGCCGAAUCCCGGCCCACUUCUCAGCAACACCCACUGCUGACGGGGCUGGGCACGCGGCUCCACAGUGCCCCCUGUUUGUUGGAGUGCGCCAGUGGCGGCGUCAGGCAGAAGAUCAGGAAGCAGCACUCGGACCCGGUGGUGGCCCCGUCGGCAGGCCUGAUGGCGCUCCGCCCUCUGCACUCUUCCCCCAGACUCAGUGAGCUGAUGCAGCGUAGCCCCCUCCCCACCAUCCUGGGCUCCCCGUCCAGGGCCAUCCCUCCAUUUGAAUUCCCCAAGCCCCCCAGCUCUCCGAACCUUGUGACCUUCCUGACACAACAGGGUUUGGUCAUUGGCUCCCCUUGCAGCAGGACUGCCCCAGCGGAGCUCAGAGACGCAGGACAACAAGCGCUUACGCACAUCACCCAGCCUGCCCACUGCAUCCACAGACUGAAUGAUGAUAAAGGCUUUAUAAGCAGGUCUCAGAGUGCAGGUCGUCUGUCCGACAUGCUGCUGAUGGCUGCAUUUGGACCAGGUGGACCUGCGGGUGACCGAGGCAGCACAGAGAACCUGACCUCUGAAAAAGCCAUAGACAUAACAGUGCCCCCCGGUGGUGGGGGAGGCUUUGCACCCGGCUCCAUCAGCCCAGCACAGGUGGUUUUCACUGUGGGCUCUCCUCCCAGUGGCAGCACCCCACCUCAUACCUCCAGACAGAGGAAAUACUCAGGCUCGUUCACGUCAGUCAGCCCCGCAGGCUCCUUCACAAGCCGCUACCCCCAGACAGGCGCCUAUCUGGAUGGCUUUGAGGCUCCCUCCAGUCCUCGCUACAGCUUCACUGAUCCUAUCACAGCCAACAUGGGCGGUCAUGUAACCUUUGAGGCUCCUGAGCUGCCUGAGGAGACGCUGAUGGAGCAAGAGCACACAGACACCGUGCAAAGCCUGCGUUUCACGUUGGAUUUCGCCCGCUGUCUGAUGGAGGUGGCUGGAGCCCGCGGGGUCGCGACGUUGGCGGAGCAGGCGGACUUUUCUCAUCCCUCUAUCCUUCAGCCGCAGAGCCUGGUAGCAGAUCAGAUAAGCUCACUGAGCCGAGAGUGGAGUCAUGCAGAACAGCUGGUUCUCUACCUUAAGACUGCAGAACUCUUGUCCACCGCCUUACACACAGCCAUGGAGCGAGUCAAACAGGGCAAACUCUACCCAUCCUCGACGGUCAAGCAAAUCGUGAAGAGGCUGAACGAGCUGUACAAGUCCAGCGUGGCGUCCUGCCGCGCGCUCAGCACCCGUCUGGAGCGCUUCUUUUCCAGGAAGCACCGUCUAAUGGACCAAAUCACCUCCAUCACGGCUGAGCGGCUGCUGUUCAGCCACACUGUGCAGAUGGUUCAGACUGCCGCACUUGACGAGAUGUUCCACCAGGGGGAAGCGUCAAUACUGCGUUACCAUAAAGCUCUCCUGCUGAUGGAGGGCCUGUCUCUGCUGCUCACUGAACAGGACGACAUCCUCAGUGUUAGCAAAUGCAAGGAGUGCAUUGAACGGCGCCUCACAGCUUUGCAGUCAGGACUCUGUGUGUGAGAGUCCCUACGCUGCUUCUCGGAAGCGUGGAUAUGAUGUCAGUCAUUUUGCACCCUGCACAUUACCAACAAAACCAAAUCUCCUGACACAUCUCAUGGCUUUCACUUUAGUUUUCACAAGAAAACCACAAGGCUUCAGUUUCCCCUGAACCUCCAGAUGCUUGUGCGCUCCAAAUGGCUUUGCCAUUCAUCUCAAGUUCUGGACAGCGGCAGUGACUUCACUGAACACUGAACUCUAAACCAGUGUUGGACAUGAAGCACGUGUGCUCUUGUCUGUGUGAGAGGACUUGAAAAAGGGUGUUUGUUGCCAAGAAGGAGAUUCCCCUCACAGCAGUUAUAUUGCCAAGUAGUCACAUACCCACACACACAAUACUUAUCUCAACAUAAACAGAUAGCGUUUUAAGAUGUGCAAUAGGCAACUUUAUAGACAAAAUGUUAUCUUUUACCAAGACCAGUAGCUGGAGGGAGAGUACAGUGUCCUGCUGUACACCUACAUACAGUAAGGACGUGUGCUGACGAAGGGCGGGAACGGCCAAGUAUCAUUCUCAUCAGAUGUAUGUUCGUCUUUUACCCCUUGUUUGCUUUCCUGGGUUUCUUUUUUUUCUGGUAUUUAUCUAAUUGUUACUUGCUUGCUGAAGGAAAGUUUGAAUAGCAAUGCUACAGUUGGUGGGUGGAAGCGCAUACAAGUACUAUUACAAAACUGUUGCCAAAAUUAAAUGUAGUUUUGUUUUGUUUUGUUUUAUUUAAGGUAACUAUGCUGGUUUAGAAAAAAAAAGAUCCCUGUGUUUGACACUUUACUGAUUCUGUACUUGCUUAAUGUUAAUGUUCCAUCAUUGAAACAAUGAUGCAAUAGGGAUUUUUAUUUAAAAAUGGUGGCUGGUAUUAAAGCAACAGGCAGAAAAUGGGUCCAUAAAACACUCACUAACCUACUGCUACAUGCAAAAUAUAGCUUUUAAUUCAACAGGGACUGAAACUGGUCUGUUAGCAUCCCUGAUUACGAUCAUGCUGCAAUAACCUGGGAUGUAUUUUUUCAGGUAUACAGAAGCUUAGGUGCUGCUGUUGCUGGUAAUGCCUUCACACGAUUCCAUAUUCUGUCUGAUUUAUAAUGUCAUCAAUCAAAUCAAUCACUUUGGAGUUUAGCAAGUAUAAUCAAAUUUGAAUGUAGGGCUGACGGAAGAGAGUCUUAGGCCCAGUGUUACUAAAAUUUAAGUUUAUCCCGAGGUUAACGUCUGAAUAUUUUUUGCACUGUUGAAGUACUGUAUAGGACGAUCGUGAGUGGAACAUGCUAAACGUGUCCAGUUCUUUUUUUUUUUGUAGAUACCUUGGCAGAUUUGCUUAUUUAGGGAUUUCUAUUCCAUGCUUUUAUUGCAGUUUUUUAGUUGUAUUAUAGUUGCUGUUAGAUGUGAGAAUGCUGACACAGAUGGUAUAAGCUAUGACACCUUAGAGAAAGAUUUCUUUAAAAAAGGAAAAGAAAAAAAAAUUGCUUUACAUUGAAAAAUGAUUCAAUUGUGUUGUGUUUCGGUUUCAGAGUAGUCAGUGGGUGGCGAUUGUGUUUGAUUUUUGAAAAGUGACCUGUUUGAUUUGGAGUGCUAGUUGAAAAAUAUGUAUUUUUCCUGAAAUAUUUGUGUAUUGUUGACCUUUCGCCACAUAUCUCAACAGGGUAUCUUUUACUCCACCUUAAAUUGUGGUCCGAUGGGAAGGGUCUACUUUGGUUGGUGUCAAAGAGAAGCUUGUGUGCAUGCAUGCAUGCAUGUAUGUGUGAAAUGAUGUUUGAUGUCUUAAUGGACAGUGGGAUUUGUUCUGUACAGAACUAACGACAUUGCUCUGCGACAAGAUGUGAGCAAUUUGAGGACCCUUUCUUUUCCCAUGAGGUGUAUUUCCUCCUGCCUUUUUUAAGUUGAGAUGGUGACAUAUUUUUAGAAUACGGUUUUGAUGUAUGGCCAUGGCUGAAGAUAGUUUACGCUGAGAUUUUUUUUGAAGCCAAUAUAGUAGCAUUGUCAGCGGAACAGAAAGGAGGAAAGGUUUUUUUUCUAUGUGAGGAUUUCUCUAAAUAUACAUUAUUUGCUUUGUGGCCUUUUGUCUGAAUUUUUUCUGUAUUUUUUUUGUAUGUAUUAUUCUACUGAGAGCAAUCCUCCGCGUGUGCAAUGUUUGUUUGAGUGUACAUUCCUAAUAUCGACACAUCCACAGCCUCUCUCUGUCUCUUACACAUGCUGUUCUUUUUCAGAUAGCAGAAAGUGAUGACAUUUUACCUUUUGUAAAACUGAUGCAUGUGUCACUUUUUAUCGUUCCCUACAAUCAUUGCUAUCAGCCACCCUAAAACGAUGAGUAUCUGGGGUCUAGGAGUCAAAUGAAAGAUAAUUUGUGCAGCCGUUGAAAUAAUUAGUACAGCAGGUUGGUGUAGUAAGUACAGAAACAGUGCCAUGCUAUGACAAGCCUGUGUCCACUCUGCUGAAGUGUCCUUGAGCUAAAUACUUACUCCCGACCAGCUUCAGGGCUGCUGUUCAAAGUAUCACAGAAAGAUAAAAUGAAGUGUAACGUGUGCACUCCCAUAAUAGAAUCGUCGGUCAUUGAUUUUGAUUAUUCUUUUUGUAUGUUUUGCUAAGAACAUACCUGAAUGUUUUCAUUUUUGUGUUUACUCAUUCUGUAUUACCUGUAAAUAUUGUAAAUUAAGUUAUUGUUGUUAUUGUAUAUAUAUGGCGCAGCGGGCAUGGAGAGAACAGUACCAUACCACCCAUACAUUUCCAAAGAAUAGGCCUUCUGCUGAUCUUCCAUAUUGUCUCUUUACUGUUGCAAACGCAUUUUAAUGUUGUCAUAUCUAUGACAGACACACUAUCUCAGUGUCCCUGUGUGUGAUGUAACCUUUACUGUUUGAGUUGCAAAAUGAAUAAAGACGUGAAAGGAAAAGGUAA